AUGUCCACCACGAGGGGUGGAGAUCCAGCCCCUGACGGGCAGGAAGGCCCAGCAGGCACGGCGAGGGUGCAGACCGGAACGGCCAGAGCCCACGAAGGUGUGGACCGCAACUCCGGGCCUCGCAGGGGUGACGCCGUGCCUGAGGCCGGGGAGGGCGGAAUUGCCGGGGCCUCGGGAGGCCCAAGGGAGGUUGCCCUGGAGGGGGGGAGCCCCGAGGAGGACUCUGACAUCGGGCCGGCCGAGGAUGGGGAGGAGGAGCAGGCAGGGGGCCUGGACCUCAUAGUGGAUGCGCGCCACUCCCCCAUGGCCGGCUUCCGCUUAACAUUCCUGGACUUGGUGCGCUCGUUGCUGAACGGCAUCUACUGCAACGACCUAGUCCAGCCUCAUGAAGGCCACGUGUCAGUCCGGCACCGGGCCCAGCAGCACUCGUCUGAUCAAGGCUCGGCCGAGGUGGCCGAGUUCUCUGAGCUCCGGGUGUCAUCGGAUGGACCGGGGGAGGGGCCGGCGGGGAAGGCCCCAGCCCAGGAGGUGGAGGAGGCAGAGGAAGACGAGGAAGCCUCUUUAUGGGAGACAGCCGCUGAGGAGUCUGAGGAGUCCAGCUUGUGGGAGAUGGCACAGGAGCCGGCUGCCCCUGAGGAAAUAACUAAGUACCAGGAUGAGAAUUCCGAAAAAGAGGUCCAAGACACUGAAAGUGAGGGGAAAGAAGAGAAGUAUAACAAAAAGCAAGAAGAACCAGAAAAUAAUCUGGACCCAGCAAAGGACAGGCCCAGAAAGUCCAGUUUGGAAGACUAGAAAGAUGGAGAAAGAAGGAUCAAGAUUUUUAGGUUUUUCAUUUUGCAGAAGCCCAUGGGAAUGUUAUUAACGCUGAUUCCAUUCCAAAAUUCAUUUCCAUAAAAGUGAUAUCCAAUAACAUAUGACUUUUAUCUUCUACAGAUAUAUUUGAUAGCAUUUGUUCUAGUUAAAAAUAAGUUUCUUUUAAAUUAAUAAGCUGAAAUGCAGGCAGAUUUUGUUUAGAUAAAUAAUCCUGACUUAAAUCUCUUUCACUUUUGUUUGACACACUUUACCUUCAUUGAAAGGCAUCACUUUCCACCAUUUGGUAAGCCUGUUUUAAAUUCUUUUAUUGCAGCCCCAAAUAAAUUGAAAUAUCAAGUUUAAAACAAUUUUUGUAAAGACAGAAAUGGAGAUCAAGCCUUUAGAACUGAGCUUGUUUACUGCACUAGUUACUAGCCAUGUGUAGUUGUGAAACAUUCAAAAGGUGCCUAACCUGAGUUGAAAUAUGCUGCAAGUGUA
This is a messenger RNA of Cervus elaphus (red deer), 1290 nucleotides long. RefSeq names its product cancer/testis antigen 47B-like. Lineage: Eukaryota; Metazoa; Chordata; Mammalia; Artiodactyla; Cervidae. The record is from RefSeq and is a predicted model, not a curated record. Bases 1 to 792 code for a protein of 263 amino acids. The transcript is spliced from 3 exons.